UGCUUGGCGCCACCAGCCAGCCAUCAGUUCCUCACGCCAGAGCUCCGCGGACAAGAGAGUGACCACACCCGCGCAACAAGAUGCCAAUGGAGAGGUCGGUGUCGCUGGCCGAGAGGAGCACCGCCGCCGCCGCCGCGCCGGCCAACGACCUCCGCUGCCACAGCGCCUCCUACGCCGUCUCCUACGCGCCCACCAAGGUGCAGCGCGCCAGGAGCACCACCUCCCUGUCGCGCCCCGCGGCGGCGACCGCCGUGCAGCGGAGCGGCAGCACGAGGACCGUCUCCGGCGCCGGCCCCGGCCCCACCCCGGGGCUGAACCUCCGGUGCUACAGCGCCUCCUACGCCGCCUCCUACAAGCCUUUCUCCGACGGCGCCGCCCAGGCCAAGGGGCCCAACGCCGCCACCACCACCGCAGCCACCUGGUCCUCCGCCGGCCGCCGCUCCCUCAACCUGAGGAGCUACACCCCGUCCUUCUCCGCAUUGGUCGACAACGAGGCCCCGGCCCCGGCCCCGGCCAAGACGGAUGACGCGGACGCGGAGCUGCAGAGGAAGAAGCGGCUGGUGGCCUACAAGGUGUACGACGUGGAGGGCAAGGUGAAGGGGUCGGUGCGGCGCAGCGUCAAGUGGAUCAAGGUCAAGUGCUCCCGCGCCGUCUACGGCUGGUGAUGAGCCGGCGAUCCAUCCAUCCAGGUUGCUCUGCCUCCGUCUGCUCCCCGGUACGAGCCGUUGUGCAGCUGAGCUAGUACAGUAGUACGUAUGAGCGCGCGCGUGUUGAUCUUCUUUGCCCUUGUGCUUCCUCCUUUUUCUUUCAUCUUCUUGUAGUAGGAUUUUUGACGGUAUUUGAUGUGGCAUAUGUACACUAGUGUGAGCGGCGCUUCUGCUCGUGGUGUCCUGCUUGUUGGCCACCGACAGAAGCUCGUCUGUCCUUGUACAUACGGAUCCUUUCCUCCCCUUGCAUCAUCGUCUAUCUGCUUAUGUAAUAUAGACACUAUGUAGAAUAAGGUUGUGUCAGAUGUAAAUUACAUACAUACUGUUACUACUACUAGACUACAUACUGGCCAUGUUUCUUGUGAUUA
Messenger RNA from Triticum dicoccoides, 1075 nucleotides. RefSeq lists its product as uncharacterized. The transcript has a single exon. The record is from RefSeq and is a predicted model, not a curated record. Bases 81 to 665 code for a protein of 194 amino acids. Lineage: Eukaryota; Viridiplantae; Streptophyta; Magnoliopsida; Poales; Poaceae.